Messenger RNA from Salmo salar (Atlantic salmon), 2459 nucleotides. RefSeq names its product cytochrome P450 2M1. Lineage: Eukaryota; Metazoa; Chordata; Actinopteri; Salmoniformes; Salmonidae. Gene Ontology annotation, molecular function: heme binding; oxidoreductase activity, acting on paired donors, with incorporation or reduction of molecular oxygen, reduced flavin or flavoprotein as one donor, and incorporation of one atom of oxygen; iron ion binding. The record is from RefSeq and is a predicted model, not a curated record. Gene Ontology annotation, cellular component: intracellular membrane-bounded organelle; cytoplasm. Gene Ontology annotation, biological process: xenobiotic metabolic process.
GAAAAAGCGUGUGUGAGCAAGGAGGCCUACAAACCUGAGUCAGUUACACCAGCUCUGUCCGGAGGAAUGGGCCAAAAUUUACAUUUCAGUAAUUGUGAAAACUGAGUUUAAAUGUAUUUAGCUAAGGUGUAUGUAAAUUGCCGACUUCAACUAUACAUAGUUAUUUAACACUGGUGACUUUAAUAAUGUUUACAUACUGUUUUACCCACUUCAUAUGUAUAUACUGUAGUCUAGGCAAGGCUCAUCCUUAUAGAACAGGUGCUGUUCACACCUUUUCACACCUUUUCUAUUCAUAUACUGUCCAUAAUGUCUAUACACACCAUCAUAAACAUAUAUAUUUAUAUUCUGGAGUCUGACAUUGCUCGUUCUGAUAUUUCUUAAUUAAAUUUUUUGGCUUUGUGUGUAUUGUUUUGUAUUGUUAGGUAUUACUGCACUGGUGGAGCUAGAAACAUAAGCAUUUCGUUGCACCUGCGAUAAUAUCUGCAAAAUAUGUGUACACAACCAAUACAUUAUUAAUUUGAACCCGUCUAUUGUGCGGUUAUCUUCUUAACUGAUUUUUGUCUGCAUAACAUUUUUACAAAUCAGUUUUACAAGUUGUCUGUUAAAAUAGGCUACAUACAGUGCAGGAGGGCGUACUCUACAUACCCCAAGGGUGUUGUGAGGAGCCCUUACAAGAGUCCCUAUUUUUUUAUGACAGUCGUCAGACAAGUCUUUCUUGUUUAUUAGUCAGUCUUUAAAUGAUAGGUCCUGUUUACCCUCCAACCACAGCUGACCUGUAGCAUCUUGCACACACUUUCUCUCUCUGCCUACAGUACAUAGCUAAGAGUAACUGCCACACUGCUCUGACACAUCUUAGUCCUUAAGUGACUUUAACAUGGAUUUACUACAUGUACUGCAGACUAACAUUUUGUCCAUAAUAAUGGCUAUAGUGGUUAUUAUUUUACUUUGGAAGUACAUGGGGAAACAGAGCAGCUAUGGACGUUUGCCUCCGGGUCCUUCACCAAUUCCUCUGCUUGGUAACUUGUUACAAAUGGAUCUGAAACGACCGGACAUGUCCUACAUGGAGUUCAGUAAGAAGUAUGGCUCAGUGUUUACUGUAUGGCUGGGCUCCAAACCUGUAGUGGUGAUCUCUGGCUAUCAGGCUAUCAAGGACGCUUUCGUCACACAAGGAGAAGAUUUCAAUGGAAGAGCCAACUCUGCCAUUACCCUGAAACUCAUUAACGAACACGGGGUGGGAUUGAGUAAUGGGCAGAGAUGGAAAACUCUUCGCAGUUUCUCCUUGAUGUCCCUGAAAAACCUUGGAAAAGGAUGCAGGAGCCUCGAGGAGAGGGUCCAAGUGGAAGCUAAGAGUCUAGUGAAAGCCUUCAGUGAAUAUGGAGAUUCCACUGUCAACCCCAAAGAACUCCUGUUCCAUUCUAUCAUCAACCUAUUCUGGUCCAUAGUCUUUGGGCGCAGGUUUGAAUACAACGACCCAGAGUUUCAGAUCCUCUACAAGCCUGUCUAUACAUACUUCGACAUGCUAAAAAGCAAAGUGGCAAUGCUGUACAACAUUUCCCCCAGAAUCGUUGAGUGCUUUCCAGGAAAACACCAUGAGCUGUUUAAGGCCAUAGACAAGGCCAAAGCUUACAUACGAGAGGAAGCAGAUCGUCGCCUUAAAAACCUGGACGCCUCUAACCCCCAGGACUACUUCGAUGUCUUCCUGGUUAAAAUGCUGGAGAAGGGUCAGCCCGAGACUGAGUUCAACUAUGACAACUUGUUUCCGUGUGUGUGGGAUCUGUUUGCUGCUGGCACGGAGACCCAGUCCUCCACCCUAUCACAUGCCUGUCUGAUGAUGAUCAAGUACCCUGACAUCCAAGAGAAAGUUCAGAAGGAGAUAGACGAGGUGAUUGGCUCAAACAGAGUCCCCACAGUUGACGACAGACAUAAGAUGCCCUACACGGACGCUGUAAUCCACGAAAUCCAGAGAAGUAUGAGUCUUGCUCCUAUUGCUUUCCCUCACCAAAUGACCCGAGACACAACGUUCCACAACUACCACAUCCCAAAGGGAACCACAGUGUUUCCACUGUUGUCCUCUGUGCUGUUUGACCCCAAACUGUUCAAGAACCCAGAUGAGUUUGACCCAGAGAACUUCCUGGAUGAAAAUGGAGUCUUUAAGGAAAACAACGGAUUUCUUGUUUUUGGACUGGGGAAGCGGUACUGCCUGGGAGAUGGAAUGGGGAUUCCCAGGACGGUGCUCUUCCUGUUCUUUACUUCCCUUCUUCAGCGCUUCACCUUCAGGGGCACCAAACCUCCAGAGGAAAUUGACGCCAGUGUUGUAUCCUACUUUCAUGGUCGCCUGGCGCGCCCCUACACCUGCUAUGUCAAACUCAGGACACCAAAUAUUUAAUUGAUCAAACAGCAUUUAAUCUUGAUGAAAUUCAAUGUGAUUUCUUUUCUGAAUAAGGAACCUCAACAGCAAA